This is a messenger RNA of Oryzias melastigma (Indian medaka), 2847 nucleotides long. RefSeq names its product TAR DNA binding protein (gene tardbpb). Gene Ontology annotation, biological process: regulation of gene expression. Gene Ontology annotation, molecular function: RNA binding. Gene Ontology annotation, cellular component: nucleoplasm. The transcript is spliced from 5 exons. The record is from RefSeq and is a predicted model, not a curated record. NCBI's taxonomy places the organism in Eukaryota, Metazoa, Chordata, Actinopteri, Beloniformes, Adrianichthyidae. The coding region runs from base 492 to 1709 and encodes 405 amino acids.
ACGUACUUCCGUCUCGACUUGGAUUAUGCCAUUUUGGCAGGCCGAACGCAGUCGUCUGUUUUCGUAGCGUGGAAAAAAAUAAAACAAGAUUCGCACUACGAUUCAUUAUACAUGAGGAGGAAGACGAGCGGCUUACAUAAAUCUUCCCAUAUUUGUUGACAUAAUUUAGCCAAAAUCGUUCCGGAGACUUUUUAAGGGUCGUACGCAGUUUUCACAGGUAUUUAGGUUUAGAAGACUUGCAAACAAAGGAACUCCAGACUGCUACAGGUUCGUUAUAAACAAUCCGAGCGACAUAUUUUAUUUAAUGUCAGCAUUUCUUUUGAACUAAGUACUUCACACGUUUUCCAUUAUUGCAUAAGAGAUUUGUAACAUAACUCCUCCUUGGACUGUGAAAUUAGCCUGACUCAUUCAGCCUUGUUAGCAACGUCGGCUAAAGUUAGCCGCAGUUGUCAAUAUCAAAACAAGCGAGCUGUAGCACUUUCCGGAGGAAAAUGGCGGAAGGUUAUAUUCGAGUGGCGGAGGAGGAAAACGAGGAGCCCAUGGAGAUCCCGUCGGAGGACGACGGUACCGUCCUGCUUUCAACGGUCGCGGCUCAGUUUCCCGGCGCGUGCGGCCUGCGGUUCCGGAGCCCCGUGUCUCAGUGCAUGAGGGGGGUGCGACUCGUGGAAGGGGUCCUUCAUGCACCGGAGACCGGCUGGGGGAACAUCGUGUAUGUGGUCAACUAUCCAAAAGACAACAAAAGGAAAAUGGAUGAAAUUGAUGCGUCUUCUGCUGUAAAGAUGAAAAGAGGAGACAUGAAGACGUCGGAUCUAAUCGUUCUGGGUCUUCCAUGGAAAACAACCGAACAGGAUUUGAAAGAUUAUUUCAGCACUUUUGGAGAAGUCAUCAUGGUUCAGGUGAAACGAGAUGCCAAAACGGGAAACUCUAAGGGAUUUGGCUUUGUGAGGUUCACAGAGUAUGAAGCCCAAGAGAAGGUGAUCUCCCAACGCCACAUGAUUGAUGGGAGAUGGUGCGACUGCAAGCUUCCUAACUCGAAGGUGAAUAUGCAAGGUCCAGACGAGCCGUUAAGGAGCCGAAAGGUGUUCGUGGGCCGUUGCACAGAAGACAUGACCACAGAUGAUCUGAGGCAAUUCUUUAUGCAGUAUGGGGAAGUCACGGAUGUCUUCAUCCCCAAGCCUUUCCGUGCUUUUGCCUUUGUCACCUUUGCGGACGACCAGGUUGCCCAGUCUCUCUGUGGGGAAGACCUUAUAAUUAAAGGAGUCAGUGUUCACAUUUCAAAUGCUGAGCCCAAACAUGGCAAUAGGCAGUAUGACCGCACAGCACGGUUUGGGAAUGGCUUUGGAGCUCAGGCAUUCGGCAGCAACCGUGGUGGUUUGGGGAGCAGCACUAACAGUAGUCUGGCCAACUUUGGUUCCUUCAGUCUAAAUCCUGCCAUGAUGGCUGCUGCCCAGGCUGCCCUGCAAAGUAGUUGGGGGAUGAUGGGCAUGCUUGCUAGUCAGCAGCAGACGUCCACUUCAGGCAGUUCCUCUAGUGGAACGAGCUCUAACAGGGACCAGAAUCAGUCUUUCAACACAGGCAAUAGCAACUACGGCACCAGCUCGGCUAGUCUGGGCUGGGGCACUGGUUCCAACUCCACAACCAGCGGUAGUGGGUUUAGUUCAGGUUUUGGGUCCAGCAUGGAGUCAAAAUCCUCUGGGUGGGGUAUGUAAGUUGUGGGUUUGUAUGGUAAGUAUUGCGAGAAGGAUACGUCUUUUGAAAAAUCAUUUCUGGUGUUGAGUAUUUGAAAAAGAUGUUUUGUACACUUGGGGGAAAAAUGCUAACAAUUUAAUUUGGGAAGUGUUUAAGUGAAUCGUUUACCAGAAUCUCUUGACUAAAGUGCUAUUUUUGACGUCUUGUUUGUUUUUUUGUAUCCAUUUCAACUGGAUUCUCUAAUGCAUGUAUUGUGAAAUGUGAUACCCAUUUUAAAAAAUGCAUGAAUGUCUGUGGUUCACCAUUAUCCAGCUUUGUCAUCGACUCUAAAAGGCAAUCUUGCAUUGGAAAGAAUCUGGUUGAAACCUAAAUGUUUUAAGUGCAACUUUCUUUGCAGUCCAGUUCUGUGGAAAAGCCUUCAUUGAAAUCUCUUCUGCAGUUCACCUCUCUUCCAUUUUCCUGUGAGGAAGUUCCUCUUUGGCAGAAUUCUUGGGGUGAUAUCCGUAUCAUUCUCCCUCUUCCCACCUGUAAAUGCUAUGCCAACAAAGAACGGCUUCACUCCGCAUGUUCUGAGAGACGGUGGGUGUUUUCACUUUUAUCCAUUUUUAAAUGGAGAGAACUGCGCAACGUUUUAAGAACUGAUGAGUGCGGUUGAGGAUGGAUUUGUGGCGAGGAGUGAAGAAAUGAGUGAGCGAACGAAGAGAAGCGUGAAGCGGACUGCUUGUGCGGUGAGAACCCAAUUUGACUGCUUUCUGAGUGUGUGAAUGGAAGCUGCAGAUGCUACGAGCGCCUCCCCUAACAUGGACAUUCUUUAAUUAGUACUCCAACUUCCUUUUUUUGUUUGUUUUUUUCUAUCUUUGCAAUAUUUUCCUUACUAUUAAGUAUGUCUGUUAAGUGCAGAAAAAAAUCUAAUGUGGAAUGUUGUGAUGAAUAUUUGUACUGCCUAUAUAAUCUGAUUUGAAUGCUGUAUGGUGUGUGCUUUCAUGUUAUUGAACUGAUCUGUAAGUGUGUACUUGAUGUGGGUGACACCUGCUGAAGACUCUGGGGGACGCGAGUGAUGGUGUGAGAACGUGGAGUGGUGUGUCCAAAGGUUCUCAGUUGUUCUUGUUCAUGUCAAAAUGAAGGGACUUGUCUAAUAAAGUUCAUUUGAAUAGUUAA